AUGACUGAGCACACCGACCAUCACCAUCAUCACAAUCACGCUCAUGGCCAGAGUCUUUCACUUACUUGAACUUUUGGAUAUGCCAUAAAGGGCUGAUCAAUUGCUGAGGGCAAAUUUUUGAUAUGCUUUAUCCUCCUACUGAUCACAUCAUGCUUUUUUGAAAUUGCAAGUGGAAUUAUUCUAGCCGAAAGCUUUCUAAUAUCUGAAGGCUUUCGAAGUGGAUUUGAUACGCUCUGUGUAUAUGUUGCUCUAGUCGGGCUAUCGUUUGAUAUAAAUAAUCCAAAUCCCGAUAAAAAAUAUGCAUUCGGAUAUGGAAGAACACAAAUUGUCACAGCAUUUGGCAAUGCAAUCUUUACAUUAUUCACCAACCUUUUUGCCUUAUUAGAAGCUGUGCAUCAUUUAUACGGAGGCCAUGCAGAAAAUCACAUGCUUUUUGGUAAAGAAUUGCUGAUUUUCAAAAUUUUAAUUGAAAUUCUGAUUUACUUUGGCUUAAUAAAAAGCAUUCGGAAAGACGAAAAGUGCUCAACAUUUUCAGAUAAUUUAGGAAUAAUUGCUAUUAAAUGCUUGGGAUUUAUUAUUACUGAAUCACUUAUCCUUGUAGAUUCGUAUAUUUUAUAUGAUGAUAUAGGCAUCCCUCUUUAUACCUUUGUCCCGAUUCUGAAUAUUUUGUGGAUUGUAGUUUGCAUGUGCUUGCUGAGGCCAUAUGUUGCCAGGAACGGGAAAAUCUUGCUUUUGAGCGCUCCUUCUGGCAAUAUGAGGACAGAAAUCGAAAAAAAAUUGAGGGAAAUAUCAAUACUUGAAGGCGUUGUAUCAAUUAAAUCUGAAAAAUUCUGGAUGGUUACGAGCUCAACACUUGCAGGGUCCGUCCUGAUUUCGGUUGAAAGAAAUGCAAAUCCCCAAUCUAUUAUUAUGAAAUCCAGAGACUGCUUGAGUAAAUUAAUCGAGUAUUUUACUAUAGAAUUGGUCGUAGAAGAUGACAGCACAGUGAAAAAUGAAUAUUAGAUUACUAGUACUUAAGCUCCCCACUUCGUACAGGUGCCAUUCUGCGCGGCAAUACUCAACCACUUCCGCAAUUCAGGCAGACCACUAUAGAAAUUUGAGCAGGUAAUUCACCUUCACGAAUUCCUUUGAGCACAUAUUUAAUUAUAUCCGGAAAGGGUUUGAAAACCCAGAAAAUAUACAGCAAUGCUAAGUAAAAAAUUCUGGUAUGCACAGAGCCUAGCACUAGUCCGCUUUUACCUUGAGGGAAAAGCUGGGUUGAGAGUUGGAAAUGGAAAGCGCAGUAGUAUCUAGAGGCAAUGCCUAGGCUAUUCAGGCAACUUCCUAGCAUGAAAUUUGGAGUUACGCUCCACGCUUUUAAUUAUCCCUUUUUGCCGAUAGUCCACUAGAAAUUCCAUUUUUUAGGAUUUUUUUUGCGGUUAGCCUUCGAUUAAUCCACGCAGCAUCCUGCAGAAGUCAUAGAUUUUUCACUUAACACUGGAACUUAGAAGGCAAGGAGGAAAAGGAGACACAGAGCCCUAUUUCACAGGUGUCAUGACGUCAGAUGGCGAAGAAGAGGAAAGGGGGUAUAAGAGUCGUAACUCACUGAGUCAUCUAAAUAGAAGAAGUUCUCCCUGUCGAUGUCGCAAAGGAGGAAUCCCCUAAGGGAUCCUUGGCGACUGCAUUACUAAUAGGCAGAAGCCACGACCAGUAAUAAGUUUAAGUUUAAGCUCAUCGGAUCAGGUUGCAAGUGAGCGAAUAUGUGCUUAAGUCGUUCAUUGCAGGAUACUAGAUGUAGCUGGGCCAACUCCUGGCUUCAAAAACCAUGCCCGGAUAUGCAUGGGCAACCGUCACGCGAGAGGAUAUCAGAUGUCAUCGCCAUUUUAUGCAUAUUGAAAAAUGAAUAA
Messenger RNA from Blepharisma stoltei, 1886 nucleotides. NCBI's taxonomy places the organism in Eukaryota, Ciliophora, Heterotrichea, Heterotrichida, Blepharismidae. The record is from the annotation of a GenBank genome assembly.